AUGUCAUGUUCCUUGACCCAGAGCUGCUUUAGGCAGCUUGCGCGGAGUCCUUUGAGACAAGGACCUCUGCCUGUCUUCCUCGCCCCUGCGUUCUCUCACCCUCUCCGCACCCAACCUUUCUCGACCACCUCCCCGGCACAAUCGCGAGUUGGCGGCGCCGCGAUCAGCGUACCCCCGGAGGUCUCGCUGAAGUUCAUCGACCUCCCUCAGCCCAAAACCAAGGCCAAAUCGAUCGAUUUCCCUAACAGGGCCAUUGAGGUCAAGGGACCCCUGGGUGAAAUGUCGCUCAACAUCCCUUCCUACGUGAAAGUUGACUACGAUGAAGCCGUCCGGAAAGCAACCUUUGCCGUUGAAGAUACCGAGAUCACUCAUCAACGUGCUAUGUGGGGAACCAUGCGUGCCCUUCUACAGAACCACAUCCUUGGAGUGUCGGAAGGCCACAUCUGCGUCCUGAGUUUCGUCGGUGUCGGUUACAGAGCUACCAUUGAAUCUACGGCGACCACGGUCGAGCCCGAAUACCCCGGCCAGCAGUUCGUCUCCUUGAAGGUCGGAUACUCGCACCCGAUUGAGCUGGGCAUCCCCAAGGGCGUCAAGGCCAGCACCCCGCAGCCGACCCGUAUCCUGCUGGAGAGCGUUGACAAGCAAGUCGUGACCAAGUUUGCGGCGGAGAUCCGCGCCUGGCGCAAGCCGGAGCCUUACAAGGGCAAGGGUAUCUUCGUCAACGGAGAGACGAUCAGACUCAAGGACAAGAAGAUUCGGUGA
Messenger RNA from Aspergillus sclerotioniger CBS 115572, 762 nucleotides. RefSeq names its product mitochondrial 54S ribosomal protein uL6m. The coding region runs from base 1 to 762 and encodes 253 amino acids. Lineage: Eukaryota; Fungi; Ascomycota; Eurotiomycetes; Eurotiales; Aspergillaceae. Gene Ontology annotation, molecular function: rRNA binding; structural constituent of ribosome. Gene Ontology annotation, cellular component: ribosome; mitochondrial large ribosomal subunit. Gene Ontology annotation, biological process: translation. The transcript has 3 exons. The record is from RefSeq and is a predicted model, not a curated record.